AUGGCUCUCGAAAGGAAUGACAUGUGGAUGGCCCAGGGAUUGGUGGAUGUAAAUGGGAAUGACAUUGGUCCAGCAAACUCUACCAAGUCACAGCCAAGACGCCACAGAGUGUUGUCUGGUCCUAGUAUAGGGGGCAUUUGUGUUGAGGUUGAUACAUCCUCCUCUGAAUCUGAGACGUGUCCGAAUCAGCACACCGAUGGUCAGGCAAGCAGCUGUGUGCAGCAUGAAUCUCUCACUACUGACAACCAAAUGGAGCAGAGUAUUCCUACCAGUGGUGUCGAAAUGAAGGGGUGCUCUGAGCCAUAUCAUAUCAUUAUGUCCACUCAAUUCUCGAUGGCCCAGCUACAUGCAGCACAUCGGUCUUCGGAAUCACUUAGUAGCAUGUCAUUGGUUACCAGCACAGAGUCCGAUGCUUCCCCGAAAUUCUAUUCUGUGCGACGUGGCUGGUUCACAGGAGUAUUCACAUCAAGGCUCGCGGCUCAUCAUUUAGUACAGGGUUUCAGCAGAGGGAACUUUAAGUCUUUUCAAAGCAAGCGGGAUGCUGUGGAGGACUAUCAACUUUUGAAGACUAACAAUGCAAAUAGCCUUGUCUGA
Messenger RNA from Suillus subalutaceus, 594 nucleotides. RefSeq lists its product as uncharacterized. NCBI's taxonomy places the organism in Eukaryota, Fungi, Basidiomycota, Agaricomycetes, Boletales, Suillaceae. The transcript has 4 exons. The record is from RefSeq and is a predicted model, not a curated record. Bases 1 to 594 code for a protein of 197 amino acids.